CAACAUACAGAUAUCUCCGGGAAAAUUGCAGUCGGUAAUUUAACAAGUUCUAGUAAAGAGAUUUUUGUUGAAAUCACUUGCAUGGCUAGCUGUAUGCCCGGGCUUCCAUGGCAGCCUGCAGCUACAUUACGCUGCCCUCUCUCAACAUCGGUUUGCUAGGAUCACUAAGGUUUCGCAGAAGCGUUCGAAAUUGACAGGUGAUUGUGGCUAGUAACAGAAAUCGGCAAGCUUAUUAAAUAUUCUUAGACCUAAGCUUCCCACUUUUAGAAAGGCGAGUUUCGGCCUACAUAUGAGUUAUCGCGAAAAAGGGGGCAGAAAUGCUUAUGAUACGGGUGGCCGGUCUUCAGACGCGCGUGAGCGCAUUGAAGGGGGCGGAAACAGUAAUAUGCCACCGCCGGGACUUCGAGGCCGAGAAAUUGGCUUAUGGUUUGCUAGAAGGAACAGAGAGCGUUGGAAAGCCAAUAAUGAGUAUCAGCUUAUUCCACGAGUUCAUCUGGAAUCAGCACUACAACGGAAAACUGAAAACGCGCUAGUACGCGUGGAAGAAGUCUUAAUACGUAGGAAUAACUCGAACUGGAGUGAUGGCCACAAACGGAUUGUGUCGGCAUGUGAUGGAAAUAAGUUAGGAGAAGUAAAUGCCCUAGCGCCAAGGGUCAAAGAGCCGAAAAGGGCAAAUUGCGCCUUGGGAGAUGUCCGACGAACACUACCCGUGUUUAGCAGACGCCAUGAUAUAUUGCGUGCUAUUAAUGAGAACCAAGUGUGUGUGAUUUCCGGAGAAACUGGCAGCGGAAAAUCGACACAGGUACCUCAGUAUAUUAUCGAGCAGUGUGAAGAGCAGUCUGCACAAAAACAACGACAAAAUCUCCACACGGAGGGCACGAAAGGCAUACAGCGGACUUUUGUUGUGUGCACACAACCCAGGAGAAUAUCUGCUAUCUCUGUUGCCGAAAGAGUGGCAAAAGAGCGGGGUGAAGUUGUUGGUGGUCACAGCGUGGGUUACCAAAUCCGUUUUGAAAAUCGAGCAGCACCCGUAACCCCGGAUCAGCCUGUGAUCCUUUACUGCACAACUGGAAUCGUUUUUCAGUACCUGCAGAGCGACCCGAUGUUGUCAUAUGUAAGUCACCUUAUUGUCGAUGAAGUUCACGAACGAAGCUUGCACUCGGAUCUCCUUUUAACCAUCAUCAAGGAGAAAAUUCUUCCAAACCGACCCGAUUUUCGUCUUAUCUGCAUGUCAGCAACUCUGGACAGUAACACAUUUGUUGAAUAUUUUGGUCCCGCUUGCGUACAUUUGGGUAUAUCGGGCCGUUUAUAUCCUGUUGAAGACAUUUAUCUUGAGGAUUAUGUCUUAGACCUUAAGCCCAGAUGCCCGUAUGGUAAUUCAUUUGAAUCCGAAAAGAAUUGGCAAGCAAAGAGAGAGAGGCGUAACCAGCUUUUGGAUUACGGCUAUUCAAGGGAUAUCGUUUCUGCAAUCCUCAAUGUAUCUCUAAAGACCACUCUAAUUGAUCCCGAGUUCGUGGUUGCUGCCGUGAAAUGGAUUUGCAAGCAAGCAAAUGAAGAGAAUGCAACUAGAGAAGAUCCCGCAGAUAGUGCUAUCCUCGUAUUCUUGCCGGGGUGGGACGUUAUCUCCGAUGUUUGCGUGGCUCUCAAGAAUGUUGACACUACAUACCUUAACAGAGGAAACAGCUUGAUACUACCUCUACACUCAAUGCUUCCGCCGUCCGAACAGGCAAAGGUUUUUCUGCAUCCUCCCCGAGGUGUCAGGAAGAUUAUCCUAUCGACUAUGAUUGCCGAAGCCAGUGUCACCAUUGACGACGUCGUGUACGUUGUUGAUUGUGGAAAAACAAAGCUAACGACAAUAGAGGUGGACAAAAACAAUCAAUCUCGUUUUGGCGAGCGAUGGGUAUCUCAGGCAAAUGCUAAACAGCGAAUGGGUCGAGCAGGUCGGGUGCGGCCUGGCAAAUGCUAUAAACUCUACACCCGAAUGGACUAUGAGGCGAUGGACGAAUUCCAACAACCCGAAAUGGCCCGAACGAGACUAGAGAACAUCGUAUUAUACAUUAAAGAACUUCAGCUGGGCCCUCCAGAAGAUUUUCUUCCAAAGUGUAUUACACCGCCAGAACGCGAAGCUGUGAUGAAUUCUGUUCGUUUCCUCGAACAGAUUGGUGCGCUAGAACCCGACAACGGAGGCCGGAUAACUGUUCUUGGAAAACGUAUAUGCGCUCUAUCGAUUGAGCCGCGCCUGGCGAAACUGCUAUUGAUAGCAUGUCUGUUCGGCGAUAAAUGUCUUCAGCCUGCGUUGUCAAUGGCUGCUUGCCUCGACUUCAAGGAUCCUUUCUUCACUCCUAUGGGUGAAGAGCACCUAGUGGACAAAUCUCGCCGAAAUUUCGCUCAAAUGUCGGGUGCAACUCUCGAGUUCUCGGAUCACGUUAUGUUAGCAAAUGCUGUUCAGAAUAGCCAUCAAAAAAGCUAUUACUAUCUCAGAGAGAAUUUCCUCUCUUCACAAACACUCAAGAUGAUCUUUAUAAGCCGUGAACAAUUUCAACAUCAAUUAUCUCAGCUGGGUGUGUUACCUCCGGCGGGUUCAAAAGGUCCAGGCAAAACCAAAGUAGGACAGGGCACUCUGCGAGCAGUUAUAUGCGGAGGCCUGUAUCCUGGAAUAGCUCGUGCCAAUUUCAAAUUAUCGGACAUACCCCGCCUCGGACCAGACCAGAUAACCCUCUGCAAAGAUAACACAUUAUACUCUCUAUCCACAGAAACGGCGCAUAGAGCCCAGUUCCAUCCCAAAAGCGUUCUUGGCAAACAGCGACACGGACUGCCUUCUGCAUUAUUCGCCCAUUAUCUAGCCCAGCAUUCUGAUACAUCACGUUGCGUCAAUCUUUAUGAGGUCACACCUGUUGACCAUUUACCGCUGCUGGUGUUUGCCUCAGCAGGAGAGUGUGUCUACAAUUCUGAACGUGAAACAUUCAAAGUUAACGGGUGGCUGGAACUAAGCUGCGAACCAGACCUUGCCCACUUCAUUAGGCGACUAAGAGCUGCUUUUAACUUUGCGUUUGAGACCUAUCUUAUUGCGGGAUCAAUGUCCUCAGACGGGCCUGUCCGGGACGAAAUGUCCCGUUGUCGCGACCUAUUGGAUGCUCUCGUGGUCCUGUUUGAGAAUACGCGUAGUGCUGAAAUGAUCACAAAAUGCGUCGUGCCAGGUGCAGGCGAUAGAACCAGCGCUAAUGUUGAUGAUGAUGAGGACGAUGCGUAAGGUGACAAAAAUGAUAUCGGUAGUCGUAGGAUGCUAUCAGACGAUCUGAAGUCUGUAGCUGAUCGCUCCGCUAUCAAAGUACGCGGUAUCGUCCGCGUAAGUCGCGGGUGUUCAGAACUCGCUUUCACACCAAAUAGAUAUAAGCGGGCUAAAUUGUACACGGAUACCAUGUGACCAUUCUAUCGAUACACGGUGUUGGGUGGCACACAAUUCGCUAACACUGACAAAACAGCAAAUUAAAAAAACGUUUACGCCCGACCAAUUCAAAAAGAUUCAUUUUAAAGAUGAGAAAGUUCUUUGCAAUUAAAUGUUAACUGUAGGAAAGGAUUAUUUGGAGUACACUUUACAUAAAUAUUUGUGGAUAGAUACAAUUGUAACGAAUUGAGAUAAUAAAUUAAAUUGAUGCAACA
Molecule: messenger RNA, 3660 nt
Organism: Varroa destructor (honeybee mite)
Lineage: Eukaryota; Metazoa; Arthropoda; Arachnida; Mesostigmata; Varroidae
Product: ATP-dependent DNA/RNA helicase DHX36-like
Cellular component (GO): cytoplasm; nucleus; intracellular anatomical structure
Molecular function (GO): ATP binding; DNA helicase activity; G-quadruplex RNA binding
Source: RefSeq, a predicted model, not a curated record